AUGGCCCCUAAACGAAAGCGACACAAUCCCUCUGAGAAUCAAGGUCUUCAAGCUGGCGAGAGACUCAAGCGGAACGCAAAAGCCGGACAUGAAUACCAUGCCUGGAGCUGGGUGGGCACCGAGGUCACGGAAGCCGCGGACAUCACCCAAGAACAUGUUAUGGCCGCUUGCUCUCUCUCCCCGCAGAGAGGGACCAGGUUCUGUCCAAACAAGUAUGCCCGACCGCUGAAGCGCGAUAACAGCCUUGAGGACAAUGACAACAAGGAUUCUCCUUCAGCACAAGGAGUGGAGGUCGACGAUGUUGUUGUCGUAUGCGAUGAGGAGCAAUCCGAAUGCGUGACCAAGCAGAAAAACUGCAGGCACAAUCCUUUCUGUUUGAACUAUCUGGGACAGGAGAAGUGGGAGAACGAAGCCACAGCCAGGAAGUUGUAUAUGAAGAACUGUCGCCUUGGAGAAGAUCCUAGGCUCCAGUGCCGGAGUGGAUCAUUACCUGUGGGCUUAAGGAUAGAAUCUUGGGGCUACGUGCUACGUCAAUGCAUACCUCCAGGCGAGUCUUUCCGUGGACAAUCAAGGUAUUGCGAACUGAUGUCCUUCAAGGUUUGGUUCCAGGACCCAGCAUUCCGACGAGCGGUAUUCCUCAGCCGACCCACGUGUAGCAAGGUCAACUUGGAGGGCUCCCCACUCUUUCAACUCCAAGUGACAUUUGCUGCUCUACAAGAAAGCAAACUCGCCGUCUUCGACCCUGUGAAGCUGGUGAAGGUCCUCGGAUUGGACGAAGAAGAGCAGCAGGACUCUCAAGAAUUCGCGAAGUUGUUCCUGACACACUUGGAACAGGAGUUCAACCAACAACAGGGAAUACCGAUAAUACGCUCCCUGAUUGCGGAUCAGGUUCUUCCAAACAUCCAACAUGCAUUCACAAAAGCGCCUGAGACCUUUCAGUUUCAAGGGAACCAGAUAGACUCCAUAACCUGUGAAGCUUGCCAACAUCGCUCUGAACAGGGCUCCGCCUUCCUCGAGUUGCCAAUCGUUCUAGAGGUGGGAUUCCCUGAUUCAAAGUUGGAGGAUCGAAUCGCAAUUCUCCUCGCCUCAGAAGUCAUGACAGACGACAACAGAUAUGCAUGUCCUCAGUGCGGUAUACCUCAAAAAGCUGUCCGUCGUAGCGAAUUAAGCAAGCUGCCACCGGUUCUUCAUUUCUCGAUCAUGCGCUUCGUCUACGACGCGGAGACUGGGAGGAAGAAAAGCAAACAUCGCAUAUCUUUCCCGAUGACUUUGGAUAUGAGCCCUUUCAUCACUGCGGGAGCAAACUCGGAUAGUAACCCUCCCGAAGGUGAUGCUCAGGAUCUAUAUGAAUUGCGAGGCGUUCUGCUUCAUAGAGGAACCAGCGUUCAUCGAGGCCAUUAUGUGGCACAAGUAUAUCAAUACUCUGACCGGAGUUGGUACGAAUUUAACGACGAGGUUGUCUCGAGAUUGGAUACAGCGAGCCUCGAUCAGGGCUCGGGACAGGAAAGCCUGGCGUGUGCGGACGAUCGCAUCGACGUGGAACAGGAGGCGCACGCUCCGAAACGAGGCAAGCAACGCGGGAAGAAACCGAAGAAGAAUACAGCCAAAGAUGACGGCUCAGAGGAUGCUUACAUGCUCGUAUAUGCACGGAGGUCUAUGGAACCCCUAGGCUCCACCGAUGAACGGGAGCAUGGUAACGUUGACCUAUCUUCGGUUGGUUCACCACCGGAAGAUGCCCUAUCUAUCGUGCGACUCGCAAAUGAGAAGCAUCGGGUAGCAUGCGCAGAAUUCAUUGCACGCGAAAUCGAGGCGGCUCGUCGCUUCUCAGACCUACGCAGACAGGUCAUGGAGAUCUACGCACGCUGGCAGGUUCUGGAUGCCAAUCAGCGAUACGUCAUCACGAGUCAGAACGCACUGAAGCAAUGGUUACUGGGGCCAUUAGGUAUGCCUUCCAGUAGCGUAGCGUCUGCAGCUAAGAAUGGCUUAACGGAUGUGAGCAUCGGCACCGACCCUGUUUCAGUUCACGAGCUCAUCAUCGAAUUGCUGCAACCCGACCAGAAACUGGAUCCAAUCUCUGUGACGGAGCUGAUAUGUCCCCAUAAUCAAGUCGAACCUAAGAAGUCUGUACUAUUCAAGUGCAUCACCGAGGGCGCAUACGACAGUAUUCUCAGCAUGGAUGGCGGCUUUAAACCUCGAUUAGUGCCCAAGGACAUCUGCCGCCAGUGUGUAAUUGCAGAGUUCGAUGAACGCAUGUAUAGCAUUGAUCACAGAGAGGCCGUGACCCGGCUACACGCAGCCCCAAGCAUGGUCAAUGACCAAGGCUAUUGGAUAUCCAAGUCGUGGCUGAGAGAUUCAAGGAGCACAGACAGGCGUGCAACACGACGUCAAGCAGAAGAAGAGAAGAACAAGCUAUGCCAUACCUACAAUCACGCACUCAAUGGAGACGCUGCGCUGCUGGAAGAUGUCCCACUGGCCAUUGUACCCGCUUCGUUCGUUCGCCAAUGGAGGCAGUGGCUUGGUCGCCCGGACCGACCUCGACCGUGGUCGCUAGACAACUCGUCGUUCUUGUGCAAGCACGGAUUGCUGGCUAUAGAUCCCAAUAAUCCCCGCGAUCUGGAUCCUAGCAAAGUUUCGGUAAUCAAACGGAGCGACUGGGACAUGUUCCAUGACUUGUAUGGUGCUACACCGCUCAUUGAGAUCGAAAAUCAGCAGGUGGGCGAUGCGUACCGAGUCGUACACAAAAUUCCUGUUUGUGAAAGAUGCAUAGAAUCACGACGCUUGAAUUGGGUGCAGAUAGAAAUGACGAUUCGGCUCGCAUCGUCGCAUGGGGUUCAAAAAAACCUUGCUCCGACUCAAUCAGCCCCGAUUCUACAAACAGCAGGACCCAGAAAGUCCAAGCGUUUGAGGGACCGUGACGGCGGCGUCCGAACUACGCAGGUGAAAGUAACGAAAGACACGACAGUCAAGCAUCUUCGAAUGAGUAUUCAGGACCAACUAGGCAUUCCCACUAUCGCCCAACGACUUUACCUUCGUGGUCAGGAACUGAAGGAUAAUACCAAGACAGCAGCUGAGCUCGAGAUCUCCACCGACGACGUGCUGGAACUGCAGGAAAUCAGCGAAGAUUUUGAUGCCCUUGAUUCAGACAUCGAACACGAGUUCUCUAGCAACAAGAGGUCAAGAACCGAAGGUUUCGUCGGUACCAAGCUAGUCGGUCGCUCGUCACCAGAUGCUCCAAAGGAGAAAUCGAGUGCCCGAGAGAUGGGCAAUGUUCCAACGGCAAGCGAAAUUCAACCAGCCAGCACAGAUGAAGACUUGCACGAAUGUCCCAUCUGUGAGAAGUUGAUGGCGGUUUACAUUUCUCCAGGCGAUCUCGUAUGCUUGGAAUGUAAUCAUUCCAAGGCCUAA
This is a messenger RNA of Punctularia strigosozonata HHB-11173 SS5, 3405 nucleotides long. RefSeq names its product cysteine proteinase. The record is from RefSeq and is a predicted model, not a curated record. NCBI's taxonomy places the organism in Eukaryota, Fungi, Basidiomycota, Agaricomycetes, Corticiales, Punctulariaceae. Gene Ontology annotation, biological process: protein deubiquitination. Gene Ontology annotation, molecular function: protein binding; cysteine-type deubiquitinase activity; cysteine-type endopeptidase activity. The transcript has 20 exons. The coding region runs from base 1 to 3405 and encodes 1134 amino acids. Gene Ontology annotation, cellular component: nucleus; cytosol.